AGGUAUCUAUUUCUUGCUCGAGGGGCCGAGCCAAAGGAUCCCCGUCUCGUUUCGAUCCUCUAGUCGAUGGCGGGGCUCUCUCUUCGCUGCGGCGAUUGCGGCGCCCUCCUCAAGAGCGUGCAGGAGGCGCAGGAACACGCGGAGCUCACCCAACACUCCAACUUCUCGGAAUCUACAGAAGCCGUCCUCAAUCUCGUCUGCACUACCUGUAGCAAACCCUGCCGCUCCAGAACCGAGUCCGAUCUGCACACCAAGCGCACGGGACAUGCAUAUUUUGAUGACAGAACUUUGGAGGCAGCGAAGCCAAUCGAAUUGGAGGCCUCCCACAAAGCUGCUGCUGAAUCGGUGGAGAGUGCCGGUGAGGAAAGUGUCCAGACUGAAGAUAUGAUUGUUCCAGAAGUUGAUAAAAAUCUGCUUGAGCAACUUGAAUCAAUGGGAUUUCCAACUGCUCGUGCAACCAGAGCACUUCACUUUUCUGGUAAUAGCAGUAUUGAAGCUGCAAUAAACUGGGUAGCGGGACACGAAGAUGAUUCAGAUAUUGAUCAGAUGCCUUUGGUUCGUAAGGAAGAAAAGACUGAAGCAAACAAACCAUCUCUGACUCCUGAAGAAGUUAAGAUGAAAGCACAAGAGCUUAGGGAACGUGCAAGAAAGAAGAAAGAAGAAGAAGAAAGAAGAAUGGAAAGAGAGAGAGAGAAGGAAAGGAUACGCAUUGGUAAAGAGCUCUUAGAAGCCAAACGGAUUGAAGAGGAAAAUGAAAGGAAAAGAAUUAUGGCAUUACGGAAGGCUGAGAAAGAGGAAGAGAAAAGAGCAAGAGAAAAGAUCCGUCAGAAAUUAGAGGAGGAUAAGGCAGAAAGGAGACGGAAACUUGGAUUGCCACCUGAAAACCCUGAGACUGCAAAACCCAGUACAGCUCAAGUAGAGGACAAGAAGAGCUCAUUACCUGUCAAACCUGCUACUAAGGCUGAAUAUAUGAGAGAUUGUUUACGGGCUCUCAAGCAACAUCAUAAGGAUGAGGAUGCUAGAGUUAAAGGAUCUUUCCAAACACUUCUUGCUUACGUGGGCAAUGUUGCAAAGAAUCCAGAUGAAGAGAAGUUUCGGAAGAUACGACUAAACAAUCCUACUUUUCAAGAUAGAGUUGGAAGUCUGCAUGGGGGCAUAGAUUUCCUUGGGCUAUGCGGAUUUGAAAAGCUGCAGGAUGGUGAGUUUUUGUUUCUACCUCGUGAUAAAGUUGACAUGGCUAUCCUGAACACCGCUGGAUCUGAGCUGAACUCUGCCAUAGCGAAUCCAUUUUUUGGAGUUUUAUAAUUGGUAGAGCUCCAAAACACUGGCCAACGUAGCAUUAUUUUCCUUCCUGUUCUCCGUGUUUAAAAACCGAAUCUUAAAAUAAUGAUAUUUUUCUGUUCACUUUUGGAUACAAAAAAUGAGGCUGUCAACUACCAAACAACUUUUAAUGAUGUGCUCUGUACUUCUUGAGAAAGCCAUGAUUUAUUUGUUGUUUUGCCCCA
Messenger RNA from Zingiber officinale, 1505 nucleotides. RefSeq names its product stress response protein NST1-like. NCBI's taxonomy places the organism in Eukaryota, Viridiplantae, Streptophyta, Magnoliopsida, Zingiberales, Zingiberaceae. The transcript has 12 exons. The record is from RefSeq and is a predicted model, not a curated record. Bases 67 to 1305 code for a protein of 412 amino acids. Gene Ontology annotation, molecular function: protein binding.